AUGUCCGGUCGACGAACUAACACGCGCCAUCAGCGCUACCGAGAGAGCCUCACAGCGGAGCGCCAGUCAUUAAUCAGCCAAGCAGCACAGGUUAUGCCGAACUACCACCCCCCUGCGGGCUUCCGAUAUAUGACCCCGCCGAGAAUAACGGAGAAACUAUACCUCCCCGUCAAGGACUUCCCCGAAGUCAAUUUCAUCGGGCAGAUUCUCGGUCCCCGUGGUCGCAGUCUAACAGAAACGGCUACAGCUUCCGGCGCGACGAUCGUGCUACGCGGCAAGGGCUCUGUCAAGGAGGGCUGUGGGAGGAAGCUCCACGGAAGUGACGACAUGAACGAGCCUCUCCACUGUCUCAUCACGGCAGACAGCCGGGCUAAAGUCGAAAAUGCCAAGUCGCUACUUACGGAGACCAUUGAAAUGGCGAUUACCACCCCGGAGCACGCUAACACCAGGAAGCAAGAACAGCUUCGCGCCCUCGCUAGGGCCAAUGGUACUUUUCGAGAUGACGAAGGCUUACACUCUAACUCAGGUCUACCCGGAACGUUCGUUGACAGAAAGCCCUCUAGUAUUCCGGUUGUCUGUCGAGUCUGCGGUGAAAGACAGGCUGGUAGGUUGUUACACGGCGGGAGUACUGUGAGGUCGAAGACGCCUCCAUGGAGGAAGGCGAGGAAGCAUGAAGCUCAACCUGAAGCGCACGGAAAUAUCGACUCACUUGAUGUCAUGUACUCUAGCUUCCUGUCUGAAGUAUGCGCUCGACAAUGA
Dichotomopilus funicola is the source of this 759-nucleotide messenger RNA. RefSeq lists its product as uncharacterized. Gene Ontology annotation, cellular component: nucleus. The transcript is spliced from 2 exons. Gene Ontology annotation, biological process: regulation of mRNA splicing, via spliceosome. The coding region runs from base 1 to 759 and encodes 252 amino acids. NCBI's taxonomy places the organism in Eukaryota, Fungi, Ascomycota, Sordariomycetes, Sordariales, Chaetomiaceae. Gene Ontology annotation, molecular function: mRNA binding. The record is from RefSeq and is a predicted model, not a curated record.